GUUUGCCGUCGUCGAGCACUUUUCGUCGUCGUGGUCUUCGUUCCCGCCGCCGUACCAUCCAGUUUUCCGCCUCGUAUAUCAACAAUCACACCACCACACGCCGUGUAGUAUAGGGCGACAUACAGGCCCCCACAUCGGCAUCGGGAAGCGGCGGCUGCGUUCAGUUCUAGCGGAACCACCGUUUGGAGAGCACGCGAUCCCCGCCCAGUUCUCAGCUACGUAUCCCCCGUAUCCCCAAGAUGUCCCUGGUCCGUUUGAUCGGUGCUGAGGCCCGCCAGCUGGCGAAGAGGUCCUACUCCUCGGCCGCUCCCACCACCAAGCUCUUCAUCGACGGCAAGUUCGUGGAGUCCAAGACCACGGAGUGGAUCGACGUGCACGACCCGGCCACCAACAAGGUGGUGACCCGCGUGCCCAAGGCCACCCAGGCCGAGAUGCAGGCGGCCCUCGAGUCGAACAAGAAGGCCUUCCGCUCGUGGAGCAACCAGUCGAUCCUCACCCGCCAGCAGGUGAUGUUCAAGCUGCAGGCGCUGAUCAAGGAGAACAUGGGCGAGCUGGCCAAGAACAUCACCAAGGAGCAGGGCAAGACCCUGGCCGACGCCGAGGGCGACGUGCUCCGCGGCCUCCAGGUGGUGGAGCACUGCUGCAGCAUCCCAUCCCUGCAGAUGGGCGAGACGGUGGCCAAUGUGGCCAGGGACAUGGACACCUACUCGCUGGUCCUGCCCCUCGGCGUGACCGCCGGCGUGGCCCCCUUCAACUUCCCGGCCAUGAUCCCGCUCUGGAUGUUCCCGGUGGCCAUCACCACGGGCAACACCAUGCUGCUGAAGCCGUCGGAGCGUGUGCCCGGCGCCACCAUGCUGCUGAUGGAGCUGCUCAACGAGGCCGGCUGCCCGCCGGGAGUGGUCAACGUGAUCCACGGCCAGCACGACGCGGUCAACUUCAUCUGCGACGCGCCCGAGAUCAAGGCCGUGUCCUUCGUGGGCUCCGACCAGGCCGGCAAGUACAUCUACGAGCGGGCCGGCAAGAACGGCAAGCGGGUGCAGUCCAACAUGGGCGCCAAGAACCACGGCGUCAUCCUGGGCGAUGCCAACAAGGAGAACACCCUCAACCAGCUGGCAGGCGCCGCCUUCGGAGCCGCCGGCCAGCGCUGCAUGGCCCUGUCCACGGCCGUCUUCGUGGGCGAUGCCCAGUCCUGGAUCCCCGAUCUCGUCGAGCGCGCCCAGAAGCUGAAGGUGAACGCCGGCCACGUGCCCGGCACGGACGUGGGUCCCGUGAUCAGUGCCGCCUCCCGGCAGCGCAUCAACGAUCUGAUCGAGUCCGGGGUGAAGGAGGGAGCCAAGCUCAUCCUGGACGGCCGCAAGAUCAGCGUGCCCGGCUACGAGGACGGCUACUUCGUGGGACCCACCAUCCUGAGCGACGUGACGCCCAGCAUGAAGUGCUACACCGAGGAGAUCUUCGGCCCCGUGCUGGUCAUCCUGAAGGCCGACACCCUGGACGACGCCAUCGGCAUUGUGAACGCCAAUCCCUACGGCAACGGCACCGCCGUCUUCACCACCAACGGCGCGGCCGCCCGCAAGUUCGUCAACGAGAUCGACGCCGGCCAGGUGGGCGUCAACGUGCCCAUUCCCGUGCCGCUGCCCAUGUUCUCCUUCACCGGCACCCGCGGCUCCUUCCGCGGCGACCACCACUUCUACGGCAAGCAGGGCAUCAAGUUCUACACCCAGACCAAGACGGUCACCCAGCUGUGGCGCGAGACGGACGUGACCCACACCCAGGCGGCCGUGGCCAUGCCCACCAUGAAGUAGGCGCCUCCGCGGACGGUCUGGGCGAGAUCCCGGCGAGGCCGCUGUUCCACGUAUUGAAUUUCUGGAUGCUUGCACAGGACGUAUUUGGGAGCUAGAUACAGAGAAAUUAUUGCAUUUAUUUUGUGCCUGUUUAUUAGACUUAGGAUGUUAGAGACCACCAGCGAGCUGGAAGCUGAAAUGUAACGAUAGCAAUAAAUGUUUGAAAUGUAAA
Molecule: messenger RNA, 2013 nt
Organism: Drosophila biarmipes
Lineage: Eukaryota; Metazoa; Arthropoda; Insecta; Diptera; Drosophilidae
Product: probable methylmalonate-semialdehyde dehydrogenase [acylating], mitochondrial
Exons: 2
Coding region: 240-1802 (520 amino acids)
Biological process (GO): L-valine catabolic process; thymine catabolic process
Cellular component (GO): mitochondrion
Molecular function (GO): malonate-semialdehyde dehydrogenase (acetylating, [NAD(P)+]) activity; methylmalonate-semialdehyde dehydrogenase (acylating, NAD+) activity
Source: RefSeq, a predicted model, not a curated record